Vespa velutina is the source of this 5183-nucleotide messenger RNA. RefSeq names its product histone acetyltransferase KAT7 (gene chm). The coding region runs from base 564 to 3032 and encodes 822 amino acids. NCBI's taxonomy places the organism in Eukaryota, Metazoa, Arthropoda, Insecta, Hymenoptera, Vespidae. Gene Ontology annotation, molecular function: zinc ion binding; histone acetyltransferase activity. The record is from RefSeq and is a predicted model, not a curated record. The transcript has 12 exons. Gene Ontology annotation, cellular component: nucleus. Gene Ontology annotation, biological process: regulation of DNA-templated transcription.
UAAAAGCCAAUUAAGAGAGAAUCAUAUUUUUGACAUUUUUUUUUAUUUUGACAAGUUGUCAAAACAUUUUAUAACAUUUCUAUGAGUAUAGAUGAGAAUAUGUCAUAAUGUGAAAAUGAAUAUUGUGCGUACAGUGCCUCUAGUAUUUUUUCGAGGAAACUUCAAUACCAAGAUGGCUGUCCAUUACGUAUUAUUCAAAUAUUAUUCUCUUUUCGAUUGAAAUUUACAUAUAAAAUGAGAAUAAAAUAAUAAAUUAAUAAAAUAAUAUUUGAUAUAUUAAAAUAUUUAUUUUUAAAUAUUUCACAUAUAUGAAUGAGAGAAAAUGAAGGAUGAGUAUCAUUUCUCAAUAGAACAUAACGUAUAAUGGAGUGGCAUCACUAUGAUUUAACUAAUGUACGGUUAAUGUGAUGUAUUUUCUAUGUAUACGUAACGAUAAUAUCAUUAUUUUGCGCGAAAUAAUAUCGAAAAUAUAAAUCAUUUUCGUGAAUGUAUACUCGUAGAAUUUACAAAAGAAAUGAUAUUUAAUGAUUUUUCAAAUUCAUUAGAAAGAUAACAUCAUAGAAAUGACGCCAAAACGCAAAACUACUAGCUCGGAAUCUACUUCAUCUUCGAGUUCUGGCUCUUCAUCCAGUAGUUCCUCAAGUUCUGGCAGUGAAUCUAGUUCGUCUGAUUCAGAAAACUCCAGUAGUUCUAUUAAUAGUCAAAAAGCGUCUGAUUCGGAAAGAUCCAAAAAGAAGGUACCGUUUCCAGCCGCAAGACAUGUCAAAUCUAAAACUGAGCCAACUCCUACUACUACGGCAGAAAAUAAAAACAAGGAAAAAGUACAACCUAAGUCUAGACCAGUGGUUUAUUCAUCUGAAUCUGAAGAAUCACCCAGUAAGCUCAAAUCUGUGAAAAGAAAACUACCUGCCAAACCUAAAGCUACUGCUACUGUAGCACCUGUAGUUAAAGUUCAAAAACCGCCAACUAAACCAGCAUCUAAUGUUGCCCAACAUAAAAAUAUACCAGCUGCAAAGCCAAGCAAUAAACAAACCAAACUUUCAGUUUUAUUUGAUAAAACUUCAGGGCCUUCAGGAACAAAUAUAAAAGUAGCGGAUAAGUCUACGAAAAUUACAUCGGAACCGGUACAAAAGAAAUUAAAAAAGAAGAGUAUAUUUAGUCCUGAAAAUAGUAGUGAAAGUGACAAUGCUUCUCCACCAAAAAUAAAUGCGAUAAAAGCAGCGAACAAUACUGUAAAAUGUGCAAAAGCUCCACCUAAAAUAAAAACUGCUGAGCCCAAAAUAAAACCUACCAUACCAUCAAGACCUGCGCUAGUUGCUAAAACUCCGCAAAUCCAAAAGUCGGAUAGCUCGGCCAGUUCAAAGAGCUGUUCGGGUGGAUCAGGUUCCUCUGGUUCAACAGAUAGCAGUAGCGAUUCCGAUUCCUCGGAAAGCGUUACUAGUCCGCAAUCUCAACCUAAAAAGAAGGAUGUUCCACCACCUGUUACACAGAAUAUCACUACAAAUACACAACCAAAAAGACCAUCAGCAACAGUAGCACCAGUUAAACCUUUAAAAUGUACGAAGAGACAAGGUAGAAUAAAAAGUGAGGAUGAUGGUGAUGCAUCUGGCAGUGAUAAAGAAAUGGAUGACAAUAUAGAAGUGAGUUCUUCUAAAGGAACGGUUAAAGGCAAAAGGAAGUUACAAACUCGCAAAGGAAGCAAGCUAUUACAACUGCAAGCAAAAGCUGCUAGUGACUCAGAAUCAGAUACAGUAUGGUUCUCAGGUACGGAAACGAUAGAGCGUAAACGUAUCCUGCAAAUUCCACUGAUCCGGUGUGAUUUGUCGGGAGUAGCUGAAAGCAAGAGAAGUACGAGCAAGUCGCCAGUUAAGCGUGCCGGUCCUGGUCAAGGCGCUAGACAUUCAUCAUCCGCAGUGAAUAGAACGACACAGAGCAGUACUGGAUCUAAUACGGUCGCUAAUAGAACCGGACAAAACUCUUAUAAUCGCACACGUACUACCAAGGAAAGAGAAUGUCCAUUGGCAGCAUGCUGCGAUUCCCGAGGUCAUCUUUCUGGAAAACUGGACACGCAUUUUACCUUGGAAGCUUGUCCUUUGUAUCACAAUACUACGCCACAAAAUUGCAUAGAAUUCUACAAGGAAAGGAAGAAAAGGGAAGAAGAACGAAAGAAGUCGAUAGGCAAUCUUGCUAAAAAGUCACCUAAAGGAGGACAUCAGACAACCGAGCAACGUAAUUAUCAACUUAAGGUUAAAGAAAUGAGAAACAAAUGGAAGCCUCAUACCGGGGAAGAUAAUGGGAGUGACAGUGGUAACGAUCUUCCUGGAAAUGAAAAGGACAGACAACCGCGUUUAAAUAAUCUCACCUCGGAUUAUGAUCUGAAAUUAUUUAUGGAAGCUCAAGCAAUUGCCAGCGAAAAAAUAGAGAAAGAGUUAAAAGAAUUGGAUUAUGAUGGAGAAGGUAGAAACAGUGGUGGCACACGUUGUGUCGAAAUGGGAAAAUGGGAAAUGGAAGUUUGGUAUCAAAGUCCAUAUCCGGAAGAAUUUAGUCGUGCUCCUAAACUUUACCUUUGCGAAUAUUGUCUGAGAUAUGCUAAAAGUCGUCAGGUAUUAAGAAGACAUCGAGAAAAGUGUUUGUGGAGACAUCCACCGGGACAUGAGGUAUACAGAAAAGAUAAAAUUGGCGUCUGGGAAGUGGAUGGUAAACGUUACAAACAAUAUUGCCAAAAUUUGUGUCUCCUAGCAAAGUUCUUUUUGGAUCAUAAGACUCUUUACUACGACGUGGAACCAUUCCUCUUCUACGUGAUGACCAUAGGCGAUUCUGAAGGAUGUCAUACAGUUGGUUAUUUCAGUAAGGAAAAGAAUUCUUUCCUGAACUACAACGUUUCCUGUAUCCUGACGUUACCACCAUAUCAGAGACAAGGCUAUGGUAGACUUCUCAUCGACUUUAACAUCUUAAGAGAGAGAGAGAGAGAGAGAGAGAGAGAGAGAGAUAAGAAAUCAAUUGGCCAAAUCCCAGGAAGUAAGAUUCGAUAAUAAGAAAGAAAAUUGGGUGUUGUGUCUCUGGUGGAGACCUUAGGGAAUACAAUAAUUCGUGAAUUCUUGCUACUUGAAAAUAAAAAAAGAAAAAAAAAAAGAAAAACAGACAAGAAAAAAGAAAAGGAAAGAUAAAAGGGAUCUUUUAGGACACAAAAGAAAUUCUCUAUCUCUGUGAAAUUCCAUUGUGAAUCCUCGUCAAUGAUGAUCCUAGUGUCCAUUGGUCGUAGUUGUUUGUCGCAGUAACGAACAGUUUCUAAAGACCCCCUUCAAUCCCUCCCACUGCCUACUCCCUCUUUCCUUCUCUCUUUCUCUCUCUCUCUCUCUCUCGCUCUCUCUCUCUUUCUCUUUCUCUCUUCAGCGAAUCGUAGCGUAGAUAAUUAAACGUGGGCUUUUUGCCGUGACGUCAUUUUCAUUGAUGCCGUCGAGGCAUGUUGGGAGGGAGAAACAGUGAUGAGGGAAAGGAGGAGAGAUAAACGGGAGGGGGUGAGGUUUGUGUGGGUCGACGUACUACCAAGGGAGGAUUAGAGUUGCGGAUGGGGUGGUGGUUCCGCAGGGUUUGCUGCAGAGAGAAAGAGAGAGAGAAAGAGAGAGAAAGAGAGGAAGAGAGAUAGAGUGGCGUAGGAACCUGGUAAAAUCGUUGGGUUAACGUUGGUGUAUUGGAAGGAGUGUAUGGUCGAGAUACACACUGUAGUUAUAUCGGUAUUGGUAUAUACUGAUGUAGAGAAAGAAAGAGAGAGAGAGAGACAGGGAGACAGAGAGAGAGAGAGAGAGAGAGAGAGAGAGAGAGAGAGAGAGAGAGAGAGAGAGAGAGAGAAAGGAACCCGGUAAAAUCGUAGCAUAGUCUGGGCUACAGCGACGACAACACAUUGAUGUAUUAGAAGUGGUGUAUGUGUAGUCGAGAUACAGUGUUAGUAUUGGUAUUGGUGUUGUACAGAGAAAACGAGAGAUAGAGAGGGAAGUAGAGUGGCGUAGGAACCGGGUGAAAUCGUAGCAAAGUCUGGGAAACGUCGACGUCAACGUAGAUGUAUUGGAAGUGGUAUAUGAUCGAGAUAUUGUAGUAGUAGUGGCUUGGUGGUAUACUGGAGUGGUUAGCAGGAGCAGCAGGAGCAGCAGCAGCAGCAGCAGCAGCAGCAGCAGCAGCAGCAGCAGCGGAAAGUGCGACGCCCGGCGUCUCGCCGCAUCGAUCGACUACCAACCCCCACCAUACAGCAUCAGCACAGGCCUUGCGGAUUCGCACGAACGCGCAGUCAAACACAGAAGGGCGACCACUGAGGGUGUACUACGCGUUUACUAGAGUGAGAGAGAUAGAGAACCCAGACACGCAAAGUGUCCGUCUCGUUUCCCUUCCCACCUACCCUUUCGACGCAACCCAGCCAGACUCUACCUUUCUCUCUCUCCCUUUCUCUCUCUUUCUCUCGUCGGUACUUGCGUAGGGAUCGCAAUCGUAUGACCUCCCGUGACCUCGCACCACUAGUCCCUCUUCUAGGGUUGGUUGCCGUAGGUAGGGUUGGCAGGCCCACCACCAACGCCCUCUUUUCCUUCUUCUCAUGUAGGACUAAGAGAAGGAGGAGUCUUCUUCUUCUUCUUCUUCUUCUUCUUCUUCUUCUUCUUCUUCUACUUCUACUACUACUACUACUACUACUACUACUAUUACUACUACUACUUCGAUUUUCUACCUCCAUCAUUCAUUCUCUUCCUACUAUCCAACGAUUCCAAAAGUCUGCAAACUAAACGGACGCGUAAUGAAUGCGUUCAACCCUCCCGAAGUAAUCGUUGGAAUGGGAAUCAGAGGGAGAGAAGCCAGAAACAAGGUGGUUCUGAUGGUGAUGCUGUUUGGAGGGAGGAUUGUCCUCUCUUUCUCUCUCUCUCUCUCUCUCUCUCUCUCUCUUGUCUCUCUUGAGCCUGUGGGAGUUUGCACGGACCAGGAAGACGCAGGAGGAAGAGGAGGUACUCAGUAUGGUCGUUGAACCUCCCAGUCUCCAGGACAUCCCGGAAUAGGACCGGUCCUGCUAUCUCUCUCUCUCUCUCUCUCCCUCCCUCCCUCCCUUCCUCUCUCUCCCCCUCCCUGUCUUUCUCUUUUGCUUGUUCCUACUUCAUCGCAGGGGUUCCUAUGUUUCCCUUAUCCACUGUGUAUAUAUAUAUAUAUAU